This is a messenger RNA of Exophiala oligosperma, 1552 nucleotides long. RefSeq lists its product as uncharacterized. Gene Ontology annotation, cellular component: COPII-coated ER to Golgi transport vesicle; endoplasmic reticulum membrane; Golgi membrane. The record is from RefSeq and is a predicted model, not a curated record. NCBI's taxonomy places the organism in Eukaryota, Fungi, Ascomycota, Eurotiomycetes, Chaetothyriales, Herpotrichiellaceae. Gene Ontology annotation, biological process: endoplasmic reticulum to Golgi vesicle-mediated transport. The transcript is spliced from 4 exons. Bases 61 to 345 code for a protein of 94 amino acids.
UGACACUUCGAGGAGACAUAGACUCUGUGUACACAGCAUACAUCUUUCCAACAUCCCAAGAUGCUCAGUCUCUUUGGCUUCGGCCCCAUCAUCUAUGCGACCUGCCUCCUGCUCAACGCCGUCGCAAUCCUCUCUGAAGACCGAUUCCUCGCUCGAAUCGGCUGGGGAAAGUCGCAACUCAACGAUCCUUCGGCGGGCGGCGUAGCCUUUGGUGCUCCAGCGCAAGAUCCAGAGAGUUUUCGCAGCAAAGGCAUCAACUUGAUCUCUAGUAUAAGGACAUUAUGUCGAGUACCUUUGAUAUUCAUCAAUACGAUAAUCGUUAUAUAUGAGCUCUUGUUAGGAUGAUGAGAUUCGAACGAGACUACACUAGAUCCGUCUUGGUAUAGGCCGUCAAACGCCGCAAAUCAUGCAUUCGAAAACUCAAGGGAUCUUGUCGGGCCAGAAGGAGCAUAAAAUCACAUUGAUCUAUCUCUAGUCGACCAAACCAGCAAAGCGCCCUGCUCCGACUUUCUGGAUCGAUGAAAUUUUCCAUGGUGCCACCUGGGUUUUUGGACGAGACUUCGACUUCGACUAGCGGAGUAUACGUUUGUGAACCAUGAUCGUUAUGAACUUUGGCCCAAUCUUGCUCAGCACAUGGACGAACCGUAUUAUACGUAUUCAGCCUUGCGGUUUAACUAGAGCGGUUUUCUUCGAGAGCAUUUACGGCGACAAGGGAUUUGCUUCAGCCUUUUGUCCACUAGAAGGUCUAUGCUUUAUGGUUUCCCAAACAUCCUUGACCGCCGCGGCCUGACGGGCUCCAUCAACGGAAGACUUAUACAGCCCACGACAACAAAUCGAACUCGACCCAAUCGACCAACAGACUCUCUGUAUCAAAACCUUGAGUUGUUGUCCUCUUGCAAGAUCACACCAUCAAGCUGCCAAACAACUGCACCGAAGCAGCUCAUGGCACAUCACCCCCCGUCACCUAUUUGUCGGUAACUCAACUCGUUUUUAGCAGCCACCCACUUUCGAGCUAGGUUAUGGUAAGAUAGAGGCAGGCGGAGGAGAUGCACGUAUGUGAAACCCUUGGUUCGUUUGCGAGUCAGUCUCGGCGCAAGUCCUCUCUCACUGGGACUUGCUCUCCUCGGCCCCGUCAGGGGAUGGCCAGAGUCCUUUUCGGCGUGGACGAAACAAGGAGACCAAAAUGGCAGGUCAUACAUACAUAACCCAGUAGAAUCAAACCAGGAAACAAACAUGAAUCCGGAUGACUGGGAAAUUGCAUCAACGGACCCUUGCCCACUCAAGUACAUCUCACUGCUUCACACCUUUUCUUAAUUGUCAUCGUUCUUCUGUACGAGAGACACCGCAGAUGUACGCACUAACUACUCGGCAAGUAACCACAAUUUGCCGUAUGUUUUAGGAGGCAAGUGACACUGUACAGAGCGACUGAUACCUCACGGAAAGGUUUCAAUGUCCAGAGAUUAGAAGCAGGUCCAGAGUUUUCUAUAUAUACCUACGACAAAGGGAGGAGGGAGGCAGUUCCCCCCUCCUGGGGGGGCGACCAAAACCUGGA